CAUGACCGGGAACAAAUUAUGAUCACAAAUGUCUGGCUAACACAGAACUGGGUUGAUUACAGGUUGUCAUGGGAACCCUCAGACUUUGAUGGGAUUGACAAGCUCCGCAUUCCGUCCCGUCAUAUAUGGCUCCCAGAUAUUGUACUGUACAACAAUGCUGAUGGUAUCUAUGAGGUGACGGUCUUCACCAACGCCAUCGUCCUGUCCAACGGCACCAUCUUCUGGCUCCCACCAGCUAUCUAUAAGAGUGCCUGCAAGAUCGAGGUCAAACACUUCCCAUUCGACCAACAGAACUGCACCCUGAAGUUCCGCUCGUGGACCUAUGACCACACUGAGGUGGAUCUGGUCCUCAGGACAGGUGUGGCCAGUAUGGAUGACUUCACGCCCAGUGGAGAGUGGGACAUCUUGGCUUUACCCGGGAGACGUACUUUCUCCAGCUCAGAGCCCAUCUACGUGGAUGUGACCUACGACUUCCUGAUCAAAAGGAAGCCGUUGUUCUACACCAUAAAUCUGAUUAUCCCCUGUGUCCUCAUCACCUCUCUGGCUGUGUUGGUCUUCUACCUGCCCAGUGACUGUGGAGAGAAGAUCAGUCUGUGUGUCUCUGUACUGUUGGCCCUCACUGUGUUCCUGUUGCUGAUAUCUAAGAUCGUACCGCCAACCUCUCUGGACGUGCCCCUGAUCGGUAAAUACCUGAUGUUCACCAUGGUUCUCGUAACCUUCUCCAUCGUCACCAGUGUGUGUGUUCUGAACGUCCAUCACCGUUCCCCCAGCACACACACCAUGCCCCACUGGGUUAAAGUUUUGUUCCUGGACUGGCUGCCUGCCCUGCUGUGCAUGAGGCACCCCCAGAACAACUCGGCCAGACAGCGUCUCCGUCAGAGGAGACAGCAGUCGCUCCAGAAGACCAAGGAGGCUAGCCCAGGGAUGGACCCUGGCGUGGCCUCCUCUCCUUCCUCUUCACCAUUCCUCCUAUCUCCUGGGUCCUACUACCUCAGAAAAAGCUCUGACAUCAGUCACAGUCCUGACCUACAGGAAGCUGUAGAUGGGGUGCGAUACGUCGCUGACUACAUGAUUAGAGACGACGACAACAAGACUGUGAUUGAGGACUGGAAGUACGUGGCGAUGGUAUUGGAUCGUCUGUUCCUAUGGAUCUUUGCAGUAGGCUGUAUAGCCGGUACUCUUGGAAUCUUCCUCCAACCUUUCUUCCAGCAUCAGACCAUCUCAGCAGCCCCACCUCACCAAGGGACGUCAUCUUGAAGGAUUCCGUUGUUUAAAAAUAUAUAUAUUAUCCAUGUAAAACAAAUCAUGUCUAGCUUUAAAAGAGGACCCCACCACAUGAAAUGAUCUGAAGGACUUUACUGUCAACUGGCUAAUGCCGCUACUAUUCUUAGCUACAAUUUAUUACAGUAAUGAUGAGGUGUUUGGAGGUGUUAGAUAGUGUUUGUGUUAGAUAGAGCAGUGUCUGACUGCUGUCGGCUGAGGAAGAUGCUUUGAAUUGACUGUGUUCGGUAAAGAGAUGUUUUGUGAUGAUGGAUAGACUUUAAUGAACAACAUGGUAACAUCAUGCAUGUCCCCUAAACUAGAAAUGAACAACAUGGUUAACAUUAUGCAUGUCCCCUAAACUAGAAAUGAACAACAUGGUUAACAUUAUGCAUGUCCCCUAAACUAGAAAUGAACAACAUGGUUAACAUUAUGCAUGUCCCCUAAACUAGAAAUGAACAACAUGGUUGACAUUAUGCAUGUCCCCUAAACUAGAAAUGAACAACAUGGUUAACAUUAUGCAUGUCCCCUAAACUAGAAAUGAACAACAUGGUAACAUUAUGCAUGUCCCCUAAACUAGAAAUGAACAACAUGGUUGACAUUAUGCAUGUCCCCUAAACUAGAAAUGAACAACAUGGUUAACAUUAUGCAUGUCCCCUAAACUAGAAAUGAACAACAUGGUUAACAUUAUGCAUGUCCCCUAAACUAGAAAUGAACAACAUGGUUAACAUUAUGCAUGUCCCCUAAACUAGAAAUGAACAACAUGGUAACAUCAUGCAUGUCCCCUAAACUAGAAAUGAACAACAUGGUAACAUCAUGCAUGUCCCCUAAACUAGAAAUGAACAACAUGGUUAACAUUAUGCAUGUCCCCUAAACUAGAAAUGAACAACAUGGUAACAUCAUGCAUGUCCCUUAAACUAGAAAUGAACAACAUGGUAACAUCAUGCAUGUCCCCUAAACUGAAUGUCACAAACUGAGAAAAUAUAUGAAGUGUGCUGCCACCCUCUGCCAAUGUUAUGAAUUUAAAGUGAUGUCGUAAAGUAGGCUACUCAACAACACGCUGAAUGGAUGAUUGGUUUGAACAUUCGCAGGUUCUUAUUAUGAGGCGUGUUGUGAUCUCUCAAUUUUUAAUCCUCUGUGCUCAUUUGCCUUGUGGUGACAAUAGUACAUC
Molecule: messenger RNA, 2431 nt
Organism: Oncorhynchus kisutch (coho salmon)
Lineage: Eukaryota; Metazoa; Chordata; Actinopteri; Salmoniformes; Salmonidae
Product: neuronal acetylcholine receptor subunit beta-4-like
Exons: 8
Coding region: 19-1257 (412 amino acids)
Biological process (GO): monoatomic ion transmembrane transport
Cellular component (GO): postsynaptic membrane
Molecular function (GO): transmembrane signaling receptor activity; acetylcholine-gated monoatomic cation-selective channel activity
Source: RefSeq, a predicted model, not a curated record